ACAUCGCAACGCCGAAAUGGUUUUAACGGCGUCAACUCACGAUUUAUUUCAGUGAGUAGCAGCACGCCGAGUUGCGUGUGAAAAUCUAAUCGAAUUUUACGUGCGCUCCGUGUUUCCGACUUGUUGGGACACAGCGUAUGCGGCGGCGCUUAAAUUUCGAUCAAAAUUUGACACAUGUAAACAUGGUGCCCAUACGGUGCGCAUUUGUGAAAUAAUCAUGAAAUCACACGUGAAUUUAACUUGAGAGUGAAUUGUGAUUAGAAUUGCGCAUGAAGACAUUCGGAUAUUAUUACGUCGAAGAAUAGAAGAACAAAAGCAGGAUGGUUUUCGAGUCGGUGGUCACCGAUGUGUUGAAUCGCUUCCUCGGCGAUUACAUCGAGAACUUGGAUAGCAAGCAGCUGAAAUUGGGAAUAUGGGGAGGCGACAUCGUCCUCACCAAUUUACACCUAAAACAAAACGCACUAAAGGAGCUGGACCUCCCUAUUCAAACAAUUUACGGACGCCUAGAUAAAUUGGUUGUAAAAAUCCCCUGGUCCAAUUUAUAUGGAGCUUCGGUCGAAGCUACUAUCGAAGGACUCUAUCUCCUUCUCGCGCCGAACAAUCAAGUCGAAUACAAUGCGGAGAAGGAAGAACAACGCGUGUUCGAGAACAAAAUUGCCGAACUUCAACGAAUUGACGAUCGAAAAAAACUUGCUGAAGUCAAAGCCAAAGCUGAUGAUACAUUCGUUGAGAAAUUAGUAACGCAAAUCAUCAAGAAUGUCCAAUUGAAAAUAAAAGAUAUUCAUAUUCGUUACGAAGACCGCUCUCUUGCCGCCCCCUUUGCUAUGGGUGCCACAUUGAGCAAUCUCAUCGUGCAAACAACAAAUGAAGAUUGGAAGCCGACGGUUCUUCAAGAUGUUGUCCAGAAAAUCUACAAAAUCGUCACUCUUGAAGGUCUGGCGGUUUAUUGGAACUGUGGCACUGAAAUGUUUUCGGAAAUACCUGAAGAUCAACGUCGGGAACUUUUUAUUAGAGAUAUUGCCAACAGACAAUCAAAACCGGAUAAGUAUAACUACAUCCUCGGCCCGAUUAACUCCGAAUCUAGGCUUGUUCUGAAUCCGAAACCAGAACACAAUUCUCCACCUUUUGAAGCUCCCAAAGCGCACGCAGAGUUAAAAAUCGAGACUUUAUCUGUUGGUAUAUCAAUGCGUCAGUAUCGGGAUAUAGUCACGUUUGCUGAUUCCAUGCAGCUGCAGAUGGUAGGUCUCCCAUUUAGAAAAUACAGACCGAAUGUACCUUAUAAGGAUCAUGCGCGUGAAUGGUGGAAGUUUGCGUACACAUGCAUCUUGGAAACUGAGAUAAAACGCCGGAAAAGAAACUGGGACUGGAAUCAUAUGUGUAAUCAUCGUGAAAUAUGCAAAUCUUAUGGAGAAUUAUACAAAACCAAGUUGACAUCUAAAAAGGUACCAAAGGAAGUCGAAGAGGAAUUGACCAGAUGUGAGAAGACAUUAGAUUUGUAUAAUUUAGUAUUGAUCAGGCAGCGGAUUGCAAUGGAGGUGGAGAUGUUGGAUAAAAUGCGUAAAGAGAAACAACCCAAAGGUUGGUUUAGUGGAUGGUUUGGCGCUUCUAAAGCUUCAGAUGACGACGAGGAGGCUAAGAAUUACCUGAAACGCUUCCAAGCAGCUAUGACACCCGAUGAGAAGCAGAAAUUGUUUGCAGCUAUAGAUUACAACGAAAAUGACGCACCUGCAGCUUACCCAACAAAAUAUAUCGAUACUGUUGUACGUUUUGAGCUAAAACAGUUCAAAUUCAACAUCCGGAACGAUGAGAGUCAGCUACAGAGCGUUGUUAAAUUAAAACUUACUGAUGUAAAGAGUAGUAUUGCUAGGAGACCAAAACAAAACGGCCUCAAAGUGCAGGGAUUCAUUGGUAAUCUACUGGUAACUGGUGUGUUACAAGGAGAUAUCCUUCCAGAGAUAAUCACAUCGAAUGUUAACCAUCAAGGUGACCAGGUGAACCUGGUUGAAAUCAUGUUCGAGAUGAAUCCGUUGGAUAUGAUCAACGGUAACAGGGUGCAUUUGACUGCUAACCCGUUACAAGUGACUUAUGACUUCGUUACCAUCCAGGAAGUCAUCAAAGUUUUCCAUGUGCCUUCUUCUAGUGCUCUUGACGAGCUUUCCAGAGCAACCGCACAACAAUUAAACGAUGCUAAAGAGAAAUCUGCACUAGGUUUGCAGUCUGUUAUUGAAAAACACACCAAACUUGAUAUUUAUCUGAAACUAUCAGCACCUAUUGUUAUUAUUCCUCAUAGCGGGUUGUAUUCUGGCGCUGAUAAUGUCCUGGUGAUUAACCUCGGUACAUUAUUGAUCAAAUCAUUGCUUAAUACUGAUAUGAAAGCUGUGACUGAUUUGAUAAAGUCUGGUUUUGCUAAAACCGAAGUCAUGGAUCACAUGAUUCUUCAAUCCUAUGAUAGAUUCCAGAUCGAUUUGACUGGUUUGCAAGUUUUGGUCGCACAGAGUGAUGAAAAGUGGUUGGAUCAACUGCUUCUGGCCACAAUCACACCGAUGCACAUGUUAUGCCCUAUAAAUUUAUCAAUAUUACUGGAAACUUGUAUUAUUCAGGAUCCUUCUUUACCUUUGUGUAAAAUAUCUGCUGAAGUGCCUAGUGUAUUCUUUAGUAUAGCCGAUGCAAGAUUACACUUGGCGCUGAGUUUGGUUCAGUCAUUAUCGGCGCAAUUCACAGAUGAACAGGUGAAACUCACCCGAUCAGUCAGCACAUCAUCCCUGAAAAUAAUCGGUGAUAAAACCAGUAGAGCAGCGAAACGCGCAAUGAAUCAAUCAAAAACUGCACAAGAUAAUCAGAAUAAGGUGCAAAUGACUCUGGCGAGGGUCAAGUUUGAACUGCAGAACUUCCGAUUUCUGUUUACACAUCAAGAGACUAUCGCUGAUGAAACUACUGAUGUCUUUGAUAUACAGUUGACGUCAUUAACAAUGGCGUUCUAUGAGAAAACUUCGAUAAGACAUGUGGCGCUUGGUUUGGAGAGUAUAAAGAUGAUUCAAUUUAUUAAAAAUCUCCCGCCGCUGCCCGUAAUCAACACACCACUCAGUGAUGAGAAUAAAUUGUUUAAGGUUGAUUUUACACAGGUUCAGAGAUCUCAUCCUGAAUUUGCUACUACUUAUAAUCGAACAUUGACGAUUCUCGAUGUUGAUUUCGCUGUUUUGGAGCUGUUUUUGAAUCAUGAUGCGUUGAUUGAUUUGGUUAGGCAUCUGAAUGAGAUUCAGAUGGCUUUCGCGGAAAAUGACAGCGUUGCAAGAUCCCGUAGGAAUUCUGUGUCUUCGAUGAGUAGUCUUCAAUUGGUGAAAGACGCCAUGAAAAAUGCUAUAGAAGUUACCCGAGAAAAGAUACAGGUGAUAUCAGAUGAGAUUUCAUUCAAAGUAACCGCGAAUCUUGCCCAGAUUGAUAUUUGUUUCUAUCGGGAACAACCUAUAUCAUCGAUAGCGAUAUCCGGUUUGCAUUCGGAUGUGAUCCUGACUGACCACUUCACAAAGAUUCAGUGUUAUUUGAAUGGUAUUUCCGUGAUGGAUUUGAAUUCGAAGACUUUACAUUCGAAAAUUAUUGCGGUGGAUCAAAUGGAGAAGGCGAUUGAUUUGGCGAUUAUUUUGUACAAUCAACCAGCGCAUGAUGAAUGUGAUAUACACAUAAAAGCUACUUUGGGCAAGAUUCGGGUAUCUUUUGUUUUCUGGUACAUUUCUACAAUGUUGAACUUUUUGAAUUCAUUCACUGUCGCACGGGAAGCCAUUGUGGCUGCGUCACAGAAAGCUGCGCAAGUUGCCAAGGAGAAUAUCGAGAAUAUUUAUGAAAAAGCGACGAAAAUGAAAUUGGAUAUUCGACUAAACGCGCCGGAAAUUACAGUCCCUGAAAAAUCAACGAGUCUAAAUGGUCUCUUUAUUGAUUUGGGUUUAAUUACAAUCACCAAUGAGUUCAACUCUCUUGAAACCAUGAAUGAAAAGGGCCAUAAUGCUGUCCUUGACGAAAUGCAGUUGAAACUUGUUCAGCUUGGCAUCUAUAGCAUUUCCCUAACGAAACAUCUGGAUGUUAAAUCCAAAAUUCCCAUUCUGGAACCGUUGAGUUUCACGUUGUCGGUGAAUCGCAAUCUAUCACUGUGGUACACGGCUAUACCUGAUAUUGAUGUGAAUGGAAUCAUUGAUAAUAUGCACCUGAAAAUGGGCCAAAAUGAUUAUCGAACGUUGAUGAAGAUUCUGAAUGAGAACAUGAGCGAAGGUAGUGUGCAUAAAUGCACGUCCACACAUGCUGAUUUACAUGACGUUGCUACCAUUACUGAUGAGAGUAUGAUUUCUACAACUGAAUCAUCACAAACCCGAGCCUUGCAAGAUGAUAAUGAAGAUGCUUAUAUAAAGACCAAUUUCCGCUGGAACUUUGCAAUGCAUUCAUUCAAAAUCAAUCUGUUCAAUGUGCACGAAACGGACUUUGAUUCUUUUACUACAAGGAUUGGUCUAGGAGAGUUGUCCAUGCAAGGUUUACUGGUGAAAGGGAGAAUGUUGUCAAAUAAUUCAAUCACGAAUAAUUUACUGUUGAUGAAUCUGGUGCUGAGUGAUACCAGGCCUAAUCGAGAUGACAUGAUUUCUGAGAUAUUUUAUCGGACACCUACAAUCGUCCCAGGGCAAACCCAUAUAGGGAUGUCUUUGGAAACUAACAGCAUUUUACAUGAGAAUCGGAAUAUGGUUGAUAUGACACUACAAAUGAAGAAAUCUGAUAUUUUUAUUGAUUUACGAGUGUACAGCGUAACGUUCAUUUUAUCAGUCGAGUAUUUAUUGAGGCUUGCUAGUUUCUUCCAAGAAGGGACCGACAACAAAGACACGUCGAGACCUGCAAUGAAAAAGUCCGCUGCUUCAGUUGACCGAAAAAAGACCGAGAAAUCCACGGCAACGAAUGGGUUGAUAUCGAUUGCGAUAAAGUUAGAGAAACCGGAUGUGAUUCUAGUGGAAAAUGUUGAUGAUUUGAAUACCAGGGCCUUGAUUCUCAACUGUGAAUUAAUGAUGAGAUUACGCAUGAUUGGUGAAAAACAAACGAUCAACGGCUCGCUAUCAGAUUUUCAAAUGUACACCUGCAUGUUUGAUCCGGAUAUCCGCGAAAGUACGAAGAAUAUGUUCCUGGAGCCGUUUACAUUGAGUAUUGCAGGUUCCACACCCGAAGGUAAAGGUAUUCACGUUGAGGCGUACCUUACGACUAUUUAUAUUGGUGUUUCGGUUUAUACAAUUGAAUUGUUGAACAAUGUCUUAACAACUAUCUCCGCCACUGGCGAAAUGCGGAAGACUAUCAGGGAGGAACUGAGUGAUAUGUCUAAUUUAUGGAAAAUGCGCCAGAACAAGCAAUUUUGGUUCUUGCAAACAGAUGAAGCUGAAGACGCUCUAACAACCAAACUGGCUCUACCUGCAGAGAAAGUGAAACACCUCACUGAAAUGUGUUUGGUUCACGUCCCGCAAAUAAUAAUUACACUCCAAGCGGGUGUCGGUCACAAAACUUACCCGAUUCUAGCAUUGGAGUCGUCAUUUUCGGGAAAAGUAUCCAACUGGUCUUCGCAAUUAUUUUUCGAAGCAACUCUAUCACUGCAAAUGGGCUACUACAACAAUCUUCUAGCUUUGUGGGAACCAAUCAUUGAACCUGUUAUCAUAGAUUCAGAGAAUCAAUCUGAACCGAAAACGACUCCUUGGGAAAUCCGCUUCGAAAUAAACGUGAAUGAAAAAGAAGAUGAUUCGGAGGAAAAUGUGGACGACGUUGUUUCUGCAACAAAAGAAAUUGUGCCGCAACCGGCCAUGACAAUUGAUAUUUCAUCAUCGCACAAUCUUGAAGUAACCAUUACCAAAACCGCGCUGGAAGUUUUCACAAACGUUUCCAAAAUGUUCAGUGCUGCCACAAAAGCAUCUUCUGAAGAUUUAAAACGCGAAGAGGUUACUGGGCUGUAUAAAAUAGUCAAUACAAUUGGCACAGAUGUAAUUUUAAAUUUAAAUCCGAAUGAGUUGAUACACAAAAGUAAUGUUUCGGCGACCCAGAUCGAAAUGAAGCAAAACAGUGAAGUUUUCUUGGACCCGGUCUCUCAACGCAAUCCAACUGAUAAAAUUGAGUCUUUCUGCAGCUAUGGUGCUACUCUAAAAGAAAAAUUUAUUUCCGUAGAGAUACCCGAGUUUCAGAUUACGUUAUCCCUGCCUUAUAUGCGAGCUGUGAGUAGAUACUACCGACUUCCAGAUACAAACAACGCUAAAAAAGAUAAAGCAGCAAACUGGGGAGUUGUCUCAACUGUUACCGUUGUGAACGGCAUUAAUAUCAUCACUUUGAGCAGUGUUGUUCAGGUACAUAAUUGUUUCAACGUCCCCAUUGACAUUUACUACAUGAGGCACUCUGGGAAUGAGCUGGAGUUGAUCGAAACAAUUCAACCGAAUGCCACACUUUACGUCCCGCUGAACGCAGUGUAUUCUGCAACUUCUGAGUUAUUCUUUUCCGUUGAGGGGUAUUCGAUCACUAGAACACCGUAUGUGUGGAAGGAUUUGCAACUGAAUGUUGCGGUGAAUAAAAGUUUGGUUUGUGUGUCCAAGACGGACCAGGGAAAAUCGUUUGUGAUUAAGGUAGUUGGUGAAAUGAAACAAAUCUUCUACGAGAAUACCACCAAGCAUACCAUGUCGAGCACCAUGUAUUUUAUUAAUCUGCGACCGGCAGUUAUCUUCCGAAAUUGUCUUCCAUAUGACGUACAAUUGAGCGUGGUUGAACCAAUCGGGGUUGUUAUCACCCCGGGUAAUUCACUUGAGUUGCCGAAUGUGGAUCCUGGUCAAACGGAAGUGGUUAUUAAGUUGCCCAAAUAUUUGGACAAAUCUUGGGUAUGCCGGCGGGAAAUUGCACUCAUGCCACCUCAAUUUUCGGUUUGGACUCUGGACAGUCACGACAGUAUCGCGAAAAUGUCCCUGGACCUCGGCAUGCAUUGCUUGAAUCAAGAAGGGAGCUAUAUUAUGUCCCUGUAUUGUCCAUUCUGGAUGAUAAACAAAACCGGCCUUAUUUUAAGUUAUCGGAAAUCUAAGAAAACUGAGAAAAAUGAAAACUCCGGCAGUCCUCUUAAGACAACAGAUGAAAAUACCAACGUUCUAUACCAUCCAGCGUACCUAAGAGAACCGAUUUUGUUCUCAUUCAAUGCUAGAAACUUUUUCGGCAAGAAGAAGGCUUGCGUAAAGGUCAACCAAGGGGAAUGGUGUGAAAAAUUCUCCAUUGAUGUAGCAGGCUCCUCUGGUGUGAUUAUGUGCACUGAAAACAGCAGACUUUAUCAAAUCGGCGUACAAAACGAGCUCUCCUACAACGGCCUCACUAAGAUGAUCACGUUUACACCGUAUUUUGUUAUUAUAAACCAGUCCAUCCGUGCUAUUGAGUGCCAGGAAGAUAAACGUCCCGGCGAUAAAUGGUUGGAGGCCAGUCCCAAGUCUUGUAUUGCAUUCUGGCCAAUAACUGAAACUGAUGAUAAAUUUAUUCGAGUGAGAAUUAAGGAUAGUGAUGAGAUAAGUAUACCUUUCUUGAUCACUGAAAGCCACACGACUUUAGUGAAGCUAAAGAAUAAAGUUGGAGGUAUCAACGUGGAUAUUCAGUUAACUGAAGGUGCAGUGUAUAUUAACUUAGCGCUGUACGACAAGGGAAUGGCCGCAUUGCUUAUCAAUAAUACACCGCAUACAAUGAACAUCUGGGAGAAGAAGUCGAUACAUAUUCACAGGUUACUACCCGAUCACAAUAUGUAUUUUACUUGGGAUUAUCCAUCUUCUGAUCGGGUCCUUGUAUGGGAAACGGGCAACAAGGGUCAAGAAGAAAAUGAACUGCGAAUGGAUGGAGUGGGAAGUUACCAGGUUGCUAAUAAUAUAGAUGUGUACUGGGUGUCGUUCCUGGACGGUAUGCAGAGAGUUUUGUUAUUUACAUGUGAUCAAAAUGUAGCGGACAAUGCGCAAGCUACAAAACAGUUUGAGAUUAUUGAUAGGGAAAUUACCCUAUCGCUUCAUGGGUUGGGUCUUUCAGUGGUAAACAAUUUAUUGCGUCAGGAAAUUGUAUAUAUUGGCAUUGCUUCCACUGGAAUCAUUUGGGAGACUUGUAAGCAUAAUGGAAGAAGAUUCAAGCAGAUGAAUACCGCUCUUAAUAUGACUAUUGAACGAGAAUACCAGCAAUAUUUAUUGAAAGCAUCAACAGAGGAAGCGUCGGGAUCUGUUGUAGCAUUUGAACCACACAUGGAAGUUGAUUUUGAGGAAAUGGUGCAGAUUAAGCCUAGAAAACGCAAAAUUCAACGAAGAUUCCAGACGGGUGUUUGGGUGCAGAUGAAAACAUCGGAACAUCAGAUGCAACUGCACGCUAAGAUAAAUCGAUUACAGAUUGAUAAUCAGCUGCAUGAUUGUACUUUCCCUGUUUUGUUGGCACCUGUACCACCUCCAAAAUCAGUUGUUAUCACUGAUGCUAAUAAGCCAUUUGCUGAAUUAAGUAUUGUUCAACUCUUGAUGAAAAACAGUCAGAUUCAACAGUACAAAUACUUCAAAGUUUUGGUCCAAGAAUUCCACGUGAAAGUGGAUUUAGGUUUCGUUAACUCUAUAAUGGAGGUGUUCGAUACCUCAGCAAAGUCAGAAGAAGAACAGAAAGAACACUUUUUGAAUGAUGUGCAGAGAGUUUCUGAUGCACUGUAUUCACAUGCGACGCAAAUAUCUAUUCAAGAACAAAGUUUCUAUGACUUGCUGCAUUUUUCACCGUUGAAGAUACACGUCAGUUUCUCCAUGACACAGGGUGGGCAGUCGUCUGGAAUGGGAAAUAUUCCUGUUUUUCUUGGUGUUUUAUUGCAGGGUAUUGGAGUCACGUUGACAGACAUGCAGGAUGUUGUUUUCAAGUUGGCGUACUUUGAAAGGGAAUAUUCUUUCCUUACCCAAAAACAACUCAUUAGUGAGGCAACCGCGCAUUAUGUUGGACAAACAGUGAAACAGCUUUAUGUGCUUGUGUUGGGGUUGGAUGUAAUUGGAAAUCCGUACGGUUUGGUCUUGGGCAUUACGAAAGGAGUGGAGGAUUUGUUCUAUGAACCUUUCCAGGGCGCAAUUCAAGGUCCUGGCGAAUUUGCCGAAGGACUUGCUUUUGGUGUAGCCUCUCUUUUCGGCCAUACAUUUGGCGGGGCUGCUGGUGCAGUUUCGCGAAUUACAGGCGCAAUGGGCAAAGGCAUCGCUGCUUUGUCAUUCGACAAAGAAUUUCAACGAAAACGCCGUGAUCAAAUUAAUAAACGUCCUGCCACUGUUAAAGAAGGUUUCGCCCGAGGUGGCAAAGGUCUUGUCAUGGGCGUUUUUGACGGAGUUACCGGUGUGUUCACGAAGCCAAUCUCAGGUGCCAAGGAGCAAGGAAUUGGCGGUUUCUUUAAGGGUCUAGGAAAAGGAGCUGUUGGCUUGGUAGCUCGACCAACUGCAGGUGUAAUGGACUUUGCCAGUUCAUCAUUUGAAUCAGUUAAAAGAGUUGCUGAAUUUAAUUCAGCUUAUGUGACACGCCUGCGUACGCCUAGAUUUAUCCAGAUUGAUAAAUUAGUGAAACCAUUCAAUCCUCACAGUGCAGCUGGUAAUAAAUUACUUGCUGAUUUAGAAAAGGGCAAAUAUUAUUCGACCGAUAUUUACGUUGGACAUUUUACUAUCAUUGAGAAGAAGGAAGUUUUCCUGAUGACUGACAAACGCAUAGCUUACAUUUCUCAUAAUGAUAUGUUUGGUGGAUGGCAGAUGGAAUGGACUCAUAUAUGGCAAGAAAUUGAUGAUUAUCCUGUCGUAGUACAAAAGGGUGUUCAGAUAUUUGUUGAUUCCAAAAAGAAAGGCCUCUUCAAAGGAAAUGAUGCAUCAAAAAUACUUUUAGUUUCGAAUCCUAAGAUUUGUGACCGCAUCGUUGAAGAAUUGUCCAAGUUUGUGGUCAUAGGUGAGAAGAAUGACCUGGGCGAGGGUAUGGCUCCUCGUGAAUCAAGGCACCCGUAAUUGUUUACAGGUUUAUAAAGUUUAACAAAAUAUGUAUGUAUAUCAAAGAGUUAUAAAUUGUUUUAAUUCAUACUUCUAAUUGCCAGUGUGAAAUACUUUAUAUACAGCUACAUUUUUCUAAACUAGUAUUUAAAUACUUUGAAUCUAAUGUUUUUCUUUAAUUGGGUCUUAUAUUGGGCAAAAAGCACGCAUUUAACAUUGAUGUCUUUAAUUAUUUGCGUUUACUCGUGAGUUGUUAUUUAAGCUUGCAUACUAAGCUUUUUAUUAAAUACAUUUUUUUAAAAGAU
Molecule: messenger RNA, 10285 nt
Organism: Dalotia coriaria
Lineage: Eukaryota; Metazoa; Arthropoda; Insecta; Coleoptera; Staphylinidae
Product: intermembrane lipid transfer protein Vps13-like
Biological process (GO): protein targeting to vacuole; protein retention in Golgi apparatus
Cellular component (GO): extrinsic component of membrane
Source: RefSeq, a predicted model, not a curated record